Molecule: messenger RNA, 1329 nt
Organism: Nannospalax galili (Upper Galilee mountains blind mole rat)
Lineage: Eukaryota; Metazoa; Chordata; Mammalia; Rodentia; Spalacidae
Gene: Rac2
Product: Rac family small GTPase 2
Exons: 7
Coding region: 121-699 (192 amino acids)
Biological process (GO): small GTPase-mediated signal transduction
Molecular function (GO): GTPase activity; GTP binding
Source: RefSeq, a predicted model, not a curated record
AGCCUGCGGUGCUGCUGUUCCUCACUGCUGGGGCACCUCGCCAGCCGCUCCACACCCUGGUGCCCACAACAACGCUCCUGGCCCCCAACUGUCACAGCCGGCCGCUAGGCCUUGGAUGCGAUGCAGGCCAUCAAGUGUGUGGUGGUGGGCGAUGGAGCCGUGGGCAAGACCUGCCUCCUCAUCAGCUAUACCACCAACGCCUUUCCUGGAGAAUACAUCCCUACUGUAUUUGACAACUAUUCAGCAAAUGUGAUGGUGGACAGCAAACCUGUGAACCUGGGGCUGUGGGACACAGCCGGCCAGGAGGACUAUGACCGCCUCCGGCCCCUCUCCUACCCACAGACGGACGUCUUCCUCAUCUGCUUCUCCCUUGUCAGCCCAGCCUCCUAUGAGAACGUCCGUGCCAAGUGGUUCCCGGAGGUGCGACACCACUGCCCCAGUACCCCCAUCAUCCUGGUGGGCACCAAGCUGGACCUGAGGGAUGACAAGGAAACCAUUGAGAGGCUGAAGGAGAAGAAGCUGGCGCCUAUCACCUACCCACAGGGCCUAGCACUGGCCAAGGAGAUUGACUCCGUGAAGUACCUAGAGUGCUCCGCGCUCACUCAGCGAGGCCUGAAGACUGUCUUCGAUGAGGCCAUCCGGGCUGUCCUGUGUCCACAGCCUACACGGCAGCAGAAACACCCUUGCAGCCUGCUGUAGGGGUCUCACCUAAGCCCUCUCACUUGGAUGGUCCUGACCUUCCAGGGUCCCCACCAAACCCUGAUGACGUCACAGCAGGCCUUGUUAUCCCCUCUUUGUGGUGUAUCUUCCCAGACAGCUGAAGAACUCCCUGUGUCCCCAGUGGAGUUCCCCUGGAUGGACCACAUCCUAAACAGCAUGCUCCUGUGUUCCCAGGGACCAGAGGCGAGUCCCAGCGAGCCCCGUGUCACAUGGCAGUGUACACCCACCUGCUCCAGGCCUGCCCCAUUUCUCUCUGGCAGCUUCUGGGCUCCAUGGUCAACUACCACUCAUGUCUACAGGAACCAACUCUUGCUUCAGUCCCCUUGGUCCCACUUAUAGGAAUUAUCUCCUUCCCUGAGCAAACAGGAGAUACACAGAAAUUUGUUCCUCUGGUGUUAGCUCUCCUUUCUCAGAACAACGUAAAUCUGUAUAAAUCUUUGUAUCUGCCCAGCCAAGUGAGGGAGCCUGGACUCAGCUCACUCCUGCCAACUCUCAAGACUUCCUACUCUACUCAAAGGGCCCUGGCCCUGUCUGUCUGUCCCAUCUGCUAAUCAGGACCUGUGCUACUGCAAACAGAAAACUCAGCUCUCCUGCUCAAGCAGAAAUAAA